Gambusia affinis (western mosquitofish) is the source of this 6112-nucleotide messenger RNA. It is a transcript of the gene mid2, whose product is annotated as midline 2. The record is from RefSeq and is a predicted model, not a curated record. Lineage: Eukaryota; Metazoa; Chordata; Actinopteri; Cyprinodontiformes; Poeciliidae. The coding region runs from base 533 to 2848 and encodes 771 amino acids. Gene Ontology annotation, molecular function: protein binding; zinc ion binding. The transcript is spliced from 11 exons.
GGGGUGAGAGGGCGGAUGGAGAAGGAGGAGUAUGGGUGCGCACAGCGCGAGUUUGGUGCGCGGGCAUGGAGCAGCGGUGAAACUGAUCCCAGCUGCCGCCUUGGAGGGGAAUGAGAGCUAUUCCUGUCCCCCUGUGGGCUGGUCACGUGUCCUCCGGGGAGCGUUUGGCUUGGGGACCACGUCGGGAGAGAGUGUAAGCGCACCGUUGCGCACAGCUGAGUUGGAGAGCAACAACAUCCUCGAGAAGCGUUGACGGUCUGACGCGGAGGAACCACGACCAGUUUUGUUUUGGGGCGUAGUCAUAAUAAUAAUAAUAAUACUCUCCACGGGGUCUACUCACCGCUGCUACUACGUGGGUGAUCCCUAAGUCACUGCUUCGUUAAAACUUCCCAGUGCAACUGUAAUCUCCACGGCGAGCUUCUUCUCCUUCUUCCUCCUCUUCAAGUCGACAUCCAGAGCUGUCACGGCAAGCGGAGGUAACUGGCCAGCUUCCGUGGGAUUUGAUGUUACCUUUAGAUUGGUUUAACUGAAGAUGGAAACACUGGAGUCUGAGCUGACGUGCCCGAUCUGCCUGGAGUUGUUUGAAGAUCCUCUGCUCUUGCCCUGUGCCCACAGCCUUUGCUUUAACUGUGCCCACCGCAUCCUGGUGUCUCAUUGCUCCACCAGCAAACCCCUCGAGUCCAUCUCCGCCUUUCAGUGCCCCACGUGUCGUUACGUCAUCACGCUGAAUCACCGCGGGCUGGAGGGCCUUAAGCGCAAUGUGACGUUGCAAAACAUCAUUGACCGCUUUCAAAAGGCCUCCCUCAGCGGCCCCAAUUCCCCCACUGAGAGCCGGCGGCUGCAGACGCAGCGGCCCUACACCGCCACCAUUAGUGGCACAAUAGCUGGAACGAUUGGUGGCGGCGGCGGCGGCGGUGGAACAGGUGGAGGAAGUGCCCGUGGCAGCCCAGCUACUUCCAGCCACUCCCACCCGCACGCCAACCACACCAAUCACGCCAACCACACGAACGCAAACCACAGCCCAGCUGUUGUGGUGAAGAUGGAUCCAAGGAUCAGCUGCCAGUUCUGUGAACAGGAUCCGCCUCGCGAGGCUGUUAAGACGUGUGUUACGUGUGAGGUGUCGUACUGCGACCGAUGCCUGCGUGCAACACACCCGAACAAAAAGCCCUUCACCAGCCACCGCCUGGUGGAGCCAGUACCAGACACUCACCUCCGGGGCCUGACCUGCCUGGAACACGAGAACGAGAAGGUCAACAUGUACUGCUUGGUGGAUGACCAGCUUAUCUGUGCCCUCUGCAAGUUGGUGGGUCGUCAUAGAGACCACCAGGUGUCCUCGCUCACAGAUCGCUUUGACAAGCUCAAGGCUUAUCAGGUGAGCCCGGGCAGAGUGUCAGAUGCAGUAAUGGAGGCUUCAAAGACAAGCGCUGCGCAAACUCUGGAGAACAACCUGACCAACCUGGUGAAGAGGAACAGUGAACUGGAGAAUCAAAUGGCCAAGCUCAUUCAGAUCUGCCAGCAGGUUGAGGUAAAUACAGCCAUGCAUGAAGCUAAGCUGGUGGAGGAGUGUGAUGAGCUGGUGGAAAUCAUCCGCCAGAGAAAACAAGUCAUCGCUGUCAAGAUCAAAGAGUCCAAGGUGAUGAAACUGCGCAAGUUGGCUCAGCAGAUUGCAAACUGCCGCCAAUGCUUGGAGCGCUCCAGUGCCCUCAUCACCCAGGCUGAGCAGAGCCUGAAAGAGAACGACCAUGCACGCUUCCUUCAGUCUGCCAGGAACGUGGCAGAGAGGGUAGCGAUGGCGACAGCCUCCUCCCAGGUACUCAUCCCUGAUGUGAACUUGAAUGAAGCAUUUGAUAACUUUGCUCUUGACUUUUCCCGAGAGAAGAAGAUAUUAGAGGGUCUAGAUUACCUAACAGCGCCCAACCCGCCAUCCAUCAGGGAUGAACUGUGCACCGCCUCCCAUGACACCAUCACCGUUCACUGGACGUCAGAAGACGAGUUCAGCGUCACCUCAUAUGAGCUGCAGUACACCAUCUACACUGGCCAGACAAAUUUCAUCAGUCUGUACAACUCAGCAGACAGCUGGAUGAUUGUACCGAACAUCAAGCAGAACCACUACACGGUGCAUGGCCUGCAGAGUGGCACCCGUUAUAUCUUCUUCGUCAAGGCUAUCAACCAGGCGGGAAGCCGCAACAGUGAGCCGGCCCGCCUCAAAACCAACAGUCAGCCUUUCAAGUUAGACCCGAAGACCGCCCACAAGAAGCUUCGCCUGUCCAACGACUGCCUGACCAUGGAGAAGGACGAGAGCUCGCUGAAGAAGAGCCACACGCCAGAACGGUUCAGCGGCACCGGCUCGUAUGGAGCUGCCGGGAACGUCUUCAUUGACAGCGGUUGCCACUACUGGGAGGUGCUGCUGGGAGCAUCCACAUGGUAUGCCAUCGGCGUUGCUUACAAAUCAGCUCCGAAAAAUGAGUGGAGCGGCAAGAACUCGUCCUCGUGGGUGUUCUCGCGCUGCAACAACAACUUCAUGGUGCGGCACGAUGGUAAGGAGAUGCUGGUGGAGGCGAGCCUGCAGCUGCGGCGGCUCGGCGUCCUCCUGGACUACGACAACAAUUCGCUGUCCUUCUACGACGCCAUGAAUUCCCAGCACAUUCAUACUUUCGAAAUCUCCUUCCUCCUGCCUGUUGUACCCACUUUUAUGAUCUGGAACAAGUCAGUCAUGAUUCUCUCAGGACUACCUGUCCCAGAUUUUGUCGAUGGGGUGGCUACAGAUCUCCAAGAGCAGCAGCAGCAGCAAAUGGGUCUGUGUCGACAGGAAUCGCCGUACUUGACGGGGAUGAAAACCUGCCACUGACUAAGCUUGUGACAGAAGAGUGGAUUAGGACCUGACAGACACUGACGGCUUGACUGAGCUUUGCUCUGAUCCUCAAGAAGGAAUCGGUUACUGUUUGAAAGCGUUGGAAAAUGUUGCUCCUGUUAGUUUGUAGCCACUCUGUGUUUUGCAUAUUCAUUUAGCUUAUAGGAAAGGUCUGUUUGACUGAAAAGAUCAAUGCAUUUUAAGUUCAUCAAAUGCCCUGCAGUCACUGUCAAAGGCAACUUGAGCAGGGCGGGAUUCCUGGUUUUCAGAACCAUUUUAGGUCCGUCUGUUUUUAUUUACUUUUCUUCUUUUGACCCCUGGGCAGGAGAUCAAGGUGAAAAUCGUUCAAGUUUAAAGUUGCAGGAUAGAACUAGCGGGAUUAAGUCUCAUGAAUUUAAUCAUGAAAAGUUUUAUUUUUAAAUUGUGAAGUUUUGUGCAACAGGAGCAAAUAUAGCAUCAUACCACAAACAGGUGCAUCUUAGUAAAUUAUAACACCACACUUUAAAAAGUUAAAAUAAUUCUAGAAACAUAAAUGUCUGCCGCCUCCUCCUGGAGCAGUGAGCGGCAUGAAAUGGAUGGCUGCAGAUUUCUUCCCCAUUCUCAUUCUGCCCAUUUUCUCUCAUUACUGUAGAUAAUCUUUAAUAGCUUUAAUAAAUAUAUAUUUUUGGCCUCCUGAGAAGAAAUGCAUUGUAAUGCAUAUUUGAACUCAGCUCAUCUGAUUUGUUGGGCCUGAUAUUUAUCAUCUUCCUCUAAACCUAAAGCCAACAGUAAUUAAGUCGUAUGGAUUUCAAAGUUUGCUCAGCCACCAAAUCAUCACUGUGGAGCUUUAGAGAUGACCUCAGUAAAACGUCUGAUUUCAGGUUUUUUAUUUUUUAGUUUUUAAUUACCGGAAUAAAUUCUCCAACAUCAAUUACAACACUGAUGUUAUAAUUCACUGUGACACACCUGUAUAGUACAGCUUCCAGAAAAUAAGCAUAUUCUUCCACACACAAAAAGAUUACCUUUUUUGUUUGUUUGUUUUGGUAAUACAGGAUUUGGAUGCAAAUUUAUAACACUGAUUUGAAGAAGUGAUUGCAAUUUACUUGUAAAUACUUGUUUUCUGUGUCCUUGGUAGCUGUAACUUAGCUUUCCUAAACCCUUCUCCUUGUUCUUCCUCUUAGAUUUAUCCCACCAGCCCUGUUUGUGUGAGUGGGUUCAAACUUCCAGGUUCCAGGAAGCUUUAACGUUGCUCCCAGAUUUUGUUUCUACAACAUCACAGGGAGCAGAUUUGCAUCAUGUGACUACUCUAGUUGUAAGACAAGAGACUUAUUGGACACAAGAAAAUAAAAGUAGUAUUUAUAGAAAGGAAGAUGGUUUAACUUUAUUUUAACUUUACAAAAUAUUCAUGAUGCACUUUUUGAACUUGACAUUAUUUGCCCUCUGUGUUGUAAAGUAGAGCUAGAAGUGAGUGGCAGGUUAUAAUGGGGAGGAUAAGUGAAAGAAAACACUGUGUUAAAUUAUAUCUAUUAUUAAAAUGAGUAUGGUGCAGCAAAAUGCUGACAACUUUGCAGGCAACUCUUAUUGUUGCCCAGGGCAAAACAUAACAAUAAAAAAAUGUUUAAUUCCUCAUUGCACUUUGAAACAGCAUACAGUAAAGUUAGCUUUCUUUGGAAAAGGGAUGUGAUUUUUAUCUAAAUGGUGAUAAAUUAACAACUUUUGUUUUAUUCUGAUAUUAAGUUUUCAGGGCUGAAGAGGGUUAACACUUGCUAUUUGUUGCAGUGUCACGGCAUGACUGUGUUUUCCUCCGCAUAUGUGCACAUUUUAACACCACAUAACGCUCUGAGUCACAAACAGUGCAUGCAGCAUUAUCAGAUCACAGGAGCUCACUGGGAAGUUCACUACAUGUAGUUUCAUUGGUCAUCGUACAGCAGAUUAACUCCAGUUAUUCUUCGCUAUUCACAUUUAGUUAUAACUCAAGGUGUUCAUAAGUUGUUUUUUUUUUAUUUAUUUUUUUUGUUUGUUUCAUUGUAUGGUUAGGUUUCAAGGCUUAGUGUGGGUGACUGUUUCCUCUGGUUUGACAUUCAGGUAGCAGUGCUGACCCAGACAAUCAAUGUGUAUUAUACUGUAGUUUAGGCAGAUUAAAGAGGUUGCACGGAGGAAAAAGCUGACAAAAAACUGACACUGGAUGUUGGGUAAAUGAAAAAAUAUAUAUAUGUAUGUAGUCUUUUAAAACUGAUAUGAGACCAUAUGAGAAUUUUGCAUUGACUCUCAUAAAUCAUUUCUAUUCUGGCAACUUUUGAUGUCAUUGUGUCCGAAAGUCUGAGACAUCAAGCUUUUAAAUGUCGCAGACAUUUAAAAGCUUGAAUGGUUUAAGACAUUUAAACCAUUUAAACAUUGGUUUAAAUGUUUUCCCAUCUCAUGUAUUUAAAAGGGUUUUAGUUGAUUUUAUGGAACCACAAACAUCCAGCAGUUUACCAACCAGCUGUUCAAGAGUUGUCAGAAUUGCUCCGAAUGAGCGAUCAUUUAAAGAAUGCCUUGAUGGUUAGAGUCGACCCACUAUACAUACAGCAGAGUGGGAAUUCUGUCAGGCUUCUGCUAAGUUUCUUUUGAUUUUCAAAUAUCCAUCAGUCUUGUUAAAUAAUGUCUUUUCACAGACUUGACCGCGCAUUGAUUUGGGAGGACGAGCUCAGUGUGUGUACUUGGCCAGGUUACUGCAUGAAUAUGUGACCUUGUUGAAGGUUCAGAAAAGUUUUUCUAUCAAAUCAAACAUUCAAUCUUUGUUUAUUGUUAUUUUUUGUUUUUAAGGUAGAAAGAAACGAGACAACUACACAAAGCUGUCAUCGCCGUGCAUAUCAGAUUGUUUGCAGUGCUUCUUUUUUGUGUCACAAGUCAGUACAGUAAAAUAUAUUUACGGUGAAUGACUUUCAAUAGCUUCCCACUCCUUGUAGUGCCGUGUUUAUACCCUAGAAACAAUGCAAUAGAUUCUUCUUUUUGCUUUCCUUUUCAGUAGCUUUGGGACAUUUUUUGUUUUUUCUUUUAUACAAUGGAAAAGAAAAGUGCUCCUCUCCUUCAUGGCACUGGGACCUUAAAAAGCAGCACAAACAGAAUGGCUUUGCCUUCAUGCAAUGCUUUCUGUUUCCAUAGAUAUAACUGAAAUACUUUUAGCCAGAGAGGAAUGUAAAUCAGAGGGGGAAAUAUAUAUUAUAUAAAGUUGUAUAAUGUACAAAAUAUAUAUGAACCAAUGUUAUUUAUGUGAAUUUGAGUCCAAUAAAAAGUCUGAUC